GAAAAUGCUGUGCGGCGGUCUUUUGCGCCGAACAGGAAUUAUCACCAUUCAGAAAAUGCCUCUGCUGAAACCGGCUCAGUUGAAUUCAGGUUUGAGAGAUUCAAUUAGAAGCAUGGGUGACUCAGCACAGAGCAGAUUUGUGAUGAGACUUUCGAGACACAACAGAACGAGGUUCAUGCGACAACUCACGUUCUAUCUCUCACUGACUGGAAUUCCUGCCACAUGUUGGAUUUAUUAUUCAUUGACCAGACAAGGGAUUGCGGAGCUAGUAGAUACUCCCGAAGGAUACGAACCUCAGUUCUACGAGUACUAUGGACAUCCAAUCACGCGUUUCAUGGCCAAGCACUUCGCCUAUCACCCUCAGAGACACUACGAGAAGGAGCUGGGCAAGUGCUACAAGAUCAGAGAAACUGUCCUGCAGAGAAUGUGUCAAGAGCGAGCCAAAUUGAUCAACAGGAGAACUGGAGAAUCGCUAGACAUCAACGAAGAGCUGAUUUUGGACAAGUACACACAGGGUAGGAACUUCAACGAGAAACUGCAGCUGAUUCAAUCCCCCAACCACAUCUACAAUGCCAAGAACGUCAUGGAGUACUCGUACGAUAAAAAGAAGUAAAGAAACUACAUGAAAAAUGGAGUGUAAACGCGAAUAAAACGGCAUGAUCGAUGAAACUCUAAAUGUAUUGGCUAACAUUGAAUAUUCGAAGGCAAAAAUUAAAUUAGAUUUAAAUCUGUAAA
Messenger RNA from Symsagittifera roscoffensis, 735 nucleotides. Its product is annotated as NADH dehydrogenase [ubiquinone] 1 beta subcomplex subunit 5, mitochondrial-like. The transcript is spliced from 4 exons. Lineage: Eukaryota; Metazoa; Xenacoelomorpha; Acoela; Convolutidae. Bases 5 to 613 code for a protein of 202 amino acids. The record is from RefSeq and is a predicted model, not a curated record.